AUGGCACCCGGAAGACAAGUACAGACGACCAUCAACUACUUCGAUGACCCUGGUGUUCCUUUGGUGCCAAUGGUCAUCGGAGGACCGACGCCCGGAAAACCCCAGCCGAAGGUUGCCAUCCCGACUACCAUCACCGACAUAACCGGAAGGGAAGACGAGUUCACUCUUGACGUUCAAGGAUUUCACUAUGUCAAACAUGAGAGUCAGGUGACGAACUGGGAUGAUGACGAAGAGAUCAAGCGUGUCAACUACCCGGAGAUGGAGAAGCUGUGCCGGAAGGUGCUGUCUGAGACCAAGGAUCUUCCCGAACCGUCGUUGGUACAUAUUAUGACACACAUCAUUCGCCGUGGGCCCAAAGACGGCGACGGUCCCAAGGGUCCUGCACCACUGUACGGUGUUCAUGUAGACCAGUCGUUCAAUGCUGCCGAGGGAGUUGCCCAGAGAUGGCUAGGCGACAGGGCGGAAGAGUUACUCAAGAAGCCUCGUUACCAAAUCAUCAACAUGUGGCGACCGAUUCGUCCCAUCACUCGGGAUCCUUUCGCCGUAUCCGACGCUCGGUCGAUCCCGGAUUCGGACUUGGUUUUCGUGCCAGUCCGUUUCCCGGACCACGACACGGAGGCAGUCGAGGUGCGGCCACCGACGGAUUCACCGCACAAGUGGUACUUCAGGGACAAACAGCAGCCCGACGACGUGCUGUUUUUCAAGCAGGUCGACUCAAGCAGGAAACCCGGAGUACCCAGGAGAGUACCGCAUUGUGCUUUCAAAGACACCGAGCUUCCUGAAGGUGCGGGCGAGCCGAGAGUGAGCAUUGAAGUCAGAGCAUUCGUAUUUUACGAUGAGGAGUGA
This is a messenger RNA of Colletotrichum karsti, 846 nucleotides long. Its product is annotated as catalyzes late reaction in the cephamycin biosynthetic pathway. Bases 1 to 846 code for a protein of 281 amino acids. Gene Ontology annotation, molecular function: oxidoreductase activity. The transcript is spliced from 4 exons. Lineage: Eukaryota; Fungi; Ascomycota; Sordariomycetes; Glomerellales; Glomerellaceae. The record is from RefSeq and is a predicted model, not a curated record.